Messenger RNA from Neohortaea acidophila, 1808 nucleotides. RefSeq names its product Alpha/Beta hydrolase protein. Bases 316 to 1395 code for a protein of 359 amino acids. The record is from RefSeq and is a predicted model, not a curated record. Lineage: Eukaryota; Fungi; Ascomycota; Dothideomycetes; Mycosphaerellales; Teratosphaeriaceae. The transcript is spliced from 2 exons.
CUCAUUUCCAACGCCCGACCCCUGACCGACGGCGACACAGCGAACUUUGGCGCAUAAUGUUCUUCAUUGGUCGCGGCAUCGGGGCAAAUGCAAGUGAUCCGGUGCAGUCACGUUUCGCGCGGAUCGGCCACCUCCACCUCCAGGCAUGCAUUGCUGGUUAGCAUUCCCUCUCCCUCCUGUCUGCCAUCUUCUGUCUACCAGCGGGAAUUGGAAUCCUUCGCCCUCUCGCUUCGCCCAACGUGACGCGACACCUCGUGCAACCCACCCGCACUCCCACCUUCCGAAGACUACGCUCUGCAGGAACUGCGCAAGAGCAUGCAUGUCCAGACCACCGACUCCAACCCCUUCCUCACCCCCGGCGAGGCCAUGGGCGAAGAAGUGUACGAAGAAGACGAAGACGACUCCAGCAACCCCUCCUCCCGCCGCCCCUCUCGACACCCUUAUGCGCGAUACAACAGCAACACUAGCAACAACAGCACCUCCCGCCCGCCCCCCGAACCGCGAAGACAUUCACGCAUCAACCUCCUCACCCCGCCCAAAUCUCCCAUACCCAACGCUCCGCUAAUCAUCUGUCUGCACGGCAGCAAUGACUCGUGCAUGCGUUCCUGGCUGUCCUUCAUCGAAGUCCUCUACAAAUCCGGCCACCGCGUCUUGCUCUACGACCGGCCGACGCCCAGCAUCCACGGCGGCAGCGGUGCAGACCUGAAGCCCCAUCGGGCCGUCUCCGAGCUGUGCAGCUACCUCUACAGCAUGGAACUCCGCGGGCCGUUUGUCUUUGUCGCACACUCCUACGGCGGCUGCAUUGCGAGGCUGUUCUUGCAGCAGAAACCGCGCGAGGUCGCGGCCAUGGUGUUGGUGGAAACGGGGCAAGAGACGGCGCUGGCGCCACAAGUGGAGGAAGAACAAUACCGGCGGCAGAUCCUGGGCGAUGCCCCGCUGAGCGUCGUGCGCGGCAACACCUUACGCAGGAAGCAGGAUGAGUGGGUGAAGGCGGCCGCAAUGGCCAGAUCAGAGGCACAGAAGGCGCAACUCGAGCCACAGCGCCACAUGCUGGAACGCUGGGAGGCAGAGGACAUAAGGCUGAAGCAAAAGCAGCUCCAACUCAGCCGGCGCAGCCGCUUCUGCCAAGUGCCGAACGUGGGGCAUCAUGUCAUUCGCGACCGGCCGGAAGCCGUGGUGGACGAGGUGAAGUGGGUGAUGCAGGAGAUUGCGGCGAGCGGGGUGACGAUGGCGCAGAGGCCGAUGUUGCACACCAGUCGUCCCAGCUACUCCAUGGGCUACGGCUCGGGAGGAAUCACCCGCAGCGUCAGUAAUGCCGGGGCCGGAUUGAAGAGGGGGCUGAGUCAGAGCUUGAAGAGAACAUUUAGCAAGAAGGGGGGAAAGACGGCGGUGUGAUGUGCAUGGCAUCGAUUGAUUGUCGGAUUGUUGGAGGCAUCGAAAGGCGUUGUCGGUUCUUCAUUUGCAGCGAAUGUUCAGCAUGCUGGUGUUCUUCGUCGACGAAGACUUCUCCUUGUCGAGAUUUUGGAGAUUGGAGCACAGGUUGUCAGAUACCCUCAUAUGGCAUGGCAGCCACUUUCCCCCUUUGCGUACCCACCACGAACCUGUUCGUCGUGAAGUAUUCCACUGUGUGUUGGAGCAGUUGGCCUGCGAAUCUAUAGGUCCGGUAGUGUGUAUUUCUGAUACCGGUCGGUGACCAUCCAGUGGACCGCGCAUCAACAUCGACUCCAUCCAACUGCACAUCUUCAAUUCUUGUGGACGCUCGUCGGAGCGCUUCACCUUCUCCGCCCGGUCUCCGCCCCAUGCUUCCU